GCCAAACAUCGAUAUAUUCAUUAGUCAUUUUUUACACAAAAGCAAAAGAAAAAAGGUGCAAGUGAUUAUUCAGCAAUUUUAUUGCAGUAUUUCGAUUUAACUAAUGCAAAUUACAAAAAUUUCGAGUCACAUUAAAUCGUCAGCAUCGUGUUGGCAGCUGCCUAAUUAGGGAAAAUAUAAGAAUAUACGGGAUUCUGUAUGUGUGUUGUUGUGACGCAUGAAAAUCGAUUGCGUAGCAGACGAAAACACCACACAAAAGUGCAAGUGCAACUACAAUAACAACGAAAAGCAUAAAAUAAGCGAAAUAAUUAAACAGAAUUACAACAAUUACCCAAAUAAUUAAUAGGCAGCUAAGUGCGCUUUUGGUGAAAGAGAUGGGCAUAUUUGGGCAAUCGUCGCCGUUUGACGCCGAUGUGGAAAAGGCCACGAGCGAGACGAAUACGAAUGAUAACUGGUCCUUUAUAAUGGAUGUAUGCGACAAGGUGACAACCAAUCCUCGUCUAGCCAAAGACUGCCUCAAGGCGGUGAUGCGGCGCAUGGGCCAUGCCGAUCCCCAUGUCGUCAUGCAGGCUAUUACAUUGCUGGAUGCGUGCGCCAACAACUGCGGCAAGCCGUUCCACCUGGAGGUGGCGUCCCGUGACUUUGAGACAGAGUUUAGGCGCCUGCUGACCAAAGCACAGCCCAAAGUCUCAUUGAAAAUGCGUCAAGUGCUGAAGAACUGGGCUGAGAAUGAUUUCAAGAAUGAUCCCGAACUAAAUCUGAUACCUUCGCUGUAUGCCAAGCUGCGCAGCGAGGGCUACGAUUUUAGCAAUCUGAACGAUAAAAGCAGCGCCAAGUCAGCAGCGGCCAAAGCGGCGGCCGCUACUUUGGCCAAGGAUCCAAAUGUAGUCAGCAGCCAGCAGGAAGAGGAUGAUAUAGCGAAAGCCAUAGAGCUGUCGCUCAAGGAAAACAAAAGCAGCCCCAAGCAGCAGCAACAAAGCGGUGCAGCAGCUGCUCCAACAACCAGCAGUGCCUAUCCCUCGUUAUAUCCCUCGUUUGGUAGCAGCUCUGCCCCCACGCAAAGCAACGGGAAUGGAAAUCCCAGCAGUGGCAGCGCCGCCGUCGCCUCAUCUCGCACUGUACGCGCCUUGUACGACUUUGAAGCAGCCGAGGAGAAUGAGCUGACCUUCUUUUCUGGAGAAAUCAUACACGUGCUGGAUGACAGCGAUGCCAAUUGGUGGAAGGGCUACAAUGAGCGCGGCGAGGGUCUCUUUCCCUCCAAUUUUGUCACUGCCGAUUUGUCUGUAGAUCCCGAACGCUUGGACAUCAAUCAGCAGCACAAAAACAAUGCCCAGAAACAGGCAGCCGUCGAGGAGGAGGAGGCGCUGCUGCAACAAAAGACUGAAGCGGCUGCCGCACAGCCCGUCGAAAUUGAUGAGGCCAAAAUUGAUCGUUUGCUGCAUCUAUUGCAUGAGGCCAAUCCCGAGGAUCCCUCGCAGGAUAGUGACGAAAUGUUGCGCUUGGAGCAGCAGGUUCAUCAAAUGGGACCGCUCAUUGAUGCCGAGCUGGAGCGUGUCGAUCGCAAGCAUGCACAGCUAACACAGCUCUCCAGUGAUCUGGUGGAUGCCAUUAAUCUAUAUCAUACGCUCAUGCGUGAUGAUCGUGCAGCUGCUGCACAGUUUGGCGGCGUCGCUGCAUAUAUGCCUGGGAGCUUUCCGGGAGCUGCGGUCUACGGCGCACCUGGUUAUCCCAGUGCUGCUGGCUUCCCGCCAGGCCAAACCUAUCCGGGCAUGCACUCAAUGCCGUACACACCGCCACAGCCUAAUAAUGCAGCUCCACCCACGACAACUACGGCUUAUCCGGGACAAGUGCCCAUGCCAUACCAAAACGGGCAUGCGCCGCAGUUAAAUUCUUUGCCGCCUCAUAUGUCCCAGUCGCCUGCAGUUGCUGUGGCUCCGCAGCCAUCCCAUCCAAGUCACCCACAGCCCAUCUACAAUGCCCAGCCCACUCCAGUCACCACUCAGCAGCAGCAGCAACCAACGCCUUCUAAUUAUCACAUGCCAAUGCCUGUUGAGCAGCAGCAGCAGCAGCAGAUGCCGCCCUCGACGCUUCCGCCGCAAUUUGCUGCCGCACCACCACCAGCCACACAAAUUCAGCAACAUCAACCACCGCCACAUGCCUACAUGUCGCCACAGCAUCAACAGCCACAUCCACAGCAGCAACAGACGGCGCCACCGCAGGCCUAUUUACCGGCGGGCGCUACAGCGCAGCCGCCACAGUUCUUUGCACCAAACGGAGCUCCACCAGUUACACAGAGCUACAUGGUGCCACAGCAACAGCAACAAGCGCAACAUCCCCAACAGCAGCCACCACAACAGCAGCAACAACACAAUCACAACGAUCAUUUCAGUCAGCUACAUCAGCAAAUGGCCGCCAUGUCGAUGGCGCAUCUUGGUGGCAUGCCACCAGCCGCAACAGCAGCGGCGCCAGCGUAUCAUAUGCAAAACGAUGCCGUCAAGAAUAACAUUCCUAUCUAUCAGCAGCAGCGGUAAAACCGUUAACUAAUAAGCCCGCUGUCGUUUCCUUUACUUGGUUUUGAUUAAUUUGCCAACAAGUCUUUGUUUUCCAAUUCUAUUCUAAUAUAAACCCCAUUGCAAACUUG
This is a messenger RNA of Drosophila montana, 2641 nucleotides long. RefSeq names its product signal transducing adaptor molecule (gene Stam). Gene Ontology annotation, biological process: protein transport to vacuole involved in ubiquitin-dependent protein catabolic process via the multivesicular body sorting pathway. Lineage: Eukaryota; Metazoa; Arthropoda; Insecta; Diptera; Drosophilidae. The coding region runs from base 375 to 2531 and encodes 718 amino acids. Gene Ontology annotation, molecular function: ubiquitin binding; phosphatidylinositol binding. The transcript has 4 exons. Gene Ontology annotation, cellular component: ESCRT-0 complex. The record is from RefSeq and is a predicted model, not a curated record.